Messenger RNA from Bactrocera dorsalis (oriental fruit fly), 371 nucleotides. It is a transcript of the gene SLIRP2, whose product is annotated as SRA stem-loop-interacting RNA-binding protein, mitochondrial. The transcript has a single exon. The record is from RefSeq and is a predicted model, not a curated record. The coding region runs from base 1 to 261 and encodes 86 amino acids. Gene Ontology annotation, molecular function: mRNA binding. Lineage: Eukaryota; Metazoa; Arthropoda; Insecta; Diptera; Tephritidae.
AUGUCUGGCAUAGCACGCAAUUCUUAUAAACUUUUUGUUGGUAAUCUACCAUGGACCAUUGGCCAAAAAGAAUUACAAUCAUAUUUUUCCAAUUUUGGUCAUGUCGCAAAUGCCGCCGUUGUUUUUGAUAAACAGCUAGGCUUCUCAAAGGGAUAUGGCUUCGUAUCAUUUAGCAGUCGCGAUGGAUUUAAUAGUGCUUCUAAUAAAAAUACACAUUUCAUCGAAGGACGAGUACUCAAAGUGCAGCCAGCCAACUCUUAAGAAUAUGCGAAAUAGAAAUCGUCAUCGACAUGUUAAAUUUUUAUCACUUGUAUUUAUUGAAAAAGUUCUUUAUUAAAAAUAUUUCGUAAAACUUUACAAAAAGACAUAUA